This is a messenger RNA of Psammomys obesus (fat sand rat), 4568 nucleotides long. It is a transcript of the gene Tspan9, whose product is annotated as tetraspanin 9. Bases 547 to 1539 code for a protein of 330 amino acids. The record is from RefSeq and is a predicted model, not a curated record. Gene Ontology annotation, cellular component: membrane. The transcript is spliced from 7 exons. NCBI's taxonomy places the organism in Eukaryota, Metazoa, Chordata, Mammalia, Rodentia, Muridae.
GGGCAAGCCCAGCGAUUGCAGCUGCGGCGUAUCCCGAGGAUCUGCCCGUGGUGCACCCGGGCGGCCCCGAGCCGGCAGCGGCUCCGCAAAGUCGCGGGGCGAGGGAGGCCGGGCUCCCGCAAAGUGGUGGGGCUCCGGGCUGGGUCUGGGCUGGAAGAGGCGUGCCUGCGGAGCCUGGAUCCCGGCGCCCUUCGGCCUCGAGUGCAGCGUCCGGUCGGCUGUGCUGCCGCCCGGGAAAGAGCAGUCAAAUUGCAGCCUCCCCAAAGAAGCCUAGUUACGCAGGCGAGCCGGCUCCCAAAGCGUGCUUAGAGCGGUGCCGCAGAGCCUCCCGGGCCAGCGGGCUAGGGUUGGGAGCGGGGCGCCGUCCCAGAGGCAGCGAAGCCCCGGCGCAGGGUUGCUCCGCGAGUGCUCUCGGGUGCAGAGAGGGGGCGUGAGAGGCUCCACCAGCCCGCCGCCUCAGAACCCGUGCCCGACUAGGGUGCCCCCUCUGUCCCACUCUGGGAGCGAUGCCCCCCGCCCCUCGUGCCCCCCGGGAACGACGCGAGCAUGGAGAAGUCGAGUAGCGAGGAUUCUUCGAUCCACCGGAGUCCAUCUUUGGACAGCAAGGACUCGGACUUUGCCAAGCCGUCCACCUCUGGCCGCCCGUUCGGCCGCGGCUUCACGGCUGGCGCCUUCUACGGCACCGCGGGUUCGCGGGGUCAGAGCCGCACGGAGGCCGGCGUUAAGACUGACAAGUACAAUGCACCCAAAGGCAGCAAGUACGUGGUGUUUUACCUGGACCUGUCCUUUGUGUUCCUCCUAGAAUUUAAGAAGUGCAACAUGGCCAGGGGCUGCCUCUGCUGCUUGAAGUACAUGAUGUUCCUCUUCAAUUUGAUAUUCUGGCUCUGCGGCUGCGGACUGCUUGGAGUGGGCAUCUGGCUCUCCGUGUCCCAAGGCAACUUUGCCACCUUCUCCCCCAGUUUCCCCUCGCUGUCUGCAGCCAAUCUUGUCAUCGCCAUAGGCACCAUCGUCAUGGUGACGGGCUUCCUGGGAUGCCUGGGAGCCAUCAAGGAAAACAAGUGUCUGCUUCUCAGUUUCUUCAUUGUGUUGUUGAUGAUCCUUCUGGCCGAGCUGAUUCUGCUAAUCCUCUUCUUUGUCUACAUGGACAAGGUGAACGAGAAUGCCAAGCAGGACCUGAAAGAAGGGCUGCUGCUGUACAACACUGAGAACAACGUGGGGCUCAAGAACGCCUGGAAUAUCAUCCAGGCCGAGAUGCGGUGUUGUGGAGUCACUGACUACACAGACUGGUAUCCAGUGCUGGGGGAGAACACAGUUCCCGACCGCUGCUGCAUGGAGAACUCCCAGGGCUGUGGGCGCAACAGCACCACCCCCCUGUGGAGAACGGGCUGCUACGAGAAGGUGAAGCUGUGGUUUGAUGACAACAAGCAUGUGUUGGGCACAGUGGGGAUGUGCGUCCUCAUCAUGCAGAUCCUGGGAAUGGCCUUUUCCAUGACACUGUUCCAGCAUAUUCACCGGACGGGUAAAAAGUAUGAUGCCUAAGCAUUCGGCAGCGACUGGCUCCACCCGGACACUGUCUGUGCCAGGGAAGAGGACCUGAGCCUUGUGUCUCCUGCCUGCCCUCCCAUGGCUCCCUUGAACUACCUGCCAGCCUGCCCUUCCCUGUCCACAUCCUUGGCCUUGGACUCUUGGAGGGCAAAGGCCCAGGGAGGAGACAUCAUGCAUAGACCUCAGGGCUUGGGCAUCUGGAUUACUGCACCUGCAUAUUUGCCAAAGACGCCAGGGUGGGCAGGGUCAAGGAAGAAGCUUCCUCAACGAGGGGUUUCUGCCCCUGCCCUUCUUCACAUUGGCACUUGUCCCUGUGUGGGGUGGAUAGUUCGCCCCACCCAGGCCACUGCUGUCCGUGGCUGCCCAGCCAGAGAGCCGGCCAGGGUGCAGUAUGGCACCACCAGGCCAGGCCCCCUGGAACACCCUGCCCAGGUUUUUAUACUAUAGUGUAACUUUUUUUUUUAAAUUUUACUCUGAUUAUGAUUAUUCAGGAAUAUUAUCUCUCGGAUAAGUUUAGGGUUAGCUUUCUGAUUUAUAACUUUUUACUGUGUUGAUUUCCAUAACGGUUUGAGUUUCCUUUUCUGGUGGGUGGGGAUGGGUAAGGGAGAAGGGACCUCCAUCCGCUUUCAGUGAGGACACACCAUUGUGCAACACUCGUGAGGCUAUAGGGUGAGAAGUGCCAGGCUCUCUCACAGAAUGUACCCGGAGGGAGAGGAUGCAGCCAUGAAAUGGGACCCUGCCAGGCCUGGCGACCAUGGAUGGGGCCGGAAGAGGCAGGUGUGAUACAAAGCAUGGCGAGCAUCCUACUCAGGAGUGAUAGGAUGUGCCUGAGCUGGGGAGGCCACAUCAGCAGGGCAUGCUUAGGACACAGAGGCCGUGAAAUGCUUUGCUGGGAGGGGUCCAGUCAGAACAUUGUUGUGGCAUUUCCUUCCUCCUCGCUCAGUCCUCUGUGGGCUUCCCUCCUGACCCACACGCAUCCAAAUGGUCACUCUCACACAUUCCUGCUGCGGAUUCCUCUGGUUCAGACCCUGUUCUGCUCACCUUGUUCUGGGCAGUGGAAGCAAACAUGUUCAGCUGCCCAGACUGAAACAGACUUUCAGGACUACCAGGAGGGGAGGCAGAGUUAGCCAACCCCACAGACUCACUCAGUUGCUGCCUGCCCUGCUGAGGGGAGGAGGUCUAAGGACCCCCCGUCCUUAGGAUCCAUUGCUGUCCACCCUGGGUAGCUGGCAUCAUAUCCUAUGUAACCUCAAAGAGCCGAGAUUACAGAAGACCUGAGAAGUCAGGCUCACAUUGCCACAGCAGUCCUGGGGAGAAGACCCUCAUUCUGGAUGCCCAGUGCUGGGCGUGGGAGAUGGAGGCAGGCCAUUCCCAGCUGUGCAGCAGUCUUGCCAGCACGGAUACCCAGCAUGUCCUUCAGUGAACAGGGCAAAGACAAGGGCCUGUGGGACUGGCCCGGCAGCCAUCUGGGAUCCAGAGUGCCUCAUUCUCAGGGUUUCACAUGGUAGCUGCUUUUCUCAUGCCCUUUGACUUCUUACCACUAUUUCCCACCAGGCCAGGCCUUCCCCAACCUGGUCACAUAACCCAACCAACCUUUAACCCCUCUGACCUCCUUGAAUAACAGACAGUGCAGGACCAGAGGUUUAUAACUUUCAAUAUUUUCAGGAUUCAGGUUUGGGGGAUGGGAGAGAGGAUAGCAGGGAGCUACCAGGAAAUUGGACCCAGAAGUCGCCAGUUCUAGGAGAUGGAGUUCAGAUAGACCCAUUAAACAGUCAGAAAGCAGAUGUGGCGCCUGAUUUGUUUGUUUAUGCCUACCUAUGGAAUUUUUAACCUUCUGCUAACAUCAACAGCAAAGUCUCAGCAGCCUGGGAGGCAGUCACGUGUCUGGAGUGCUUCAGGGUGGUGGUGGUCCCUGGAGCCUUGGCUGAAGUCCCCCAUGCUCCCCAGCCUCACCUCAACUGUCUGUUCAGCAGAGCCAGAUCCUAAGUUCCGAACUGCCUUCUCGCUUUAGCUGUGCGUGGCUUUGUAGUCAUCUGCAGCAUCUCCACGGGGCAGAGGUCUCCAUGCACCGAGUGGAUGUCCUGAAACCCUUGCUUAUCUUGGGGGAUGGCCCCUAUUUUCUAGAAGGCCACACCAAGUGAGGCCAAGGGAGUUGGCUCAGCUCUUCUCUGAUCCUCUCGGCUGUGAGCUUACUGAGGACAACCCUGCCAUGAGACCUUCCUUACCUGUGGCCUCUCUGGCCUAAGGCCGAGUCAUUUCCUUUGGGUCCCAGGUGCCACACAAGCAGUUUGCAGAUCUGAUUUAGAAAGUCCUCUUGGUUUGCAGGUGACCUCAAGGAAACACCUGACGGAGCAAGGGCUUUUCUCCACAGCCAACUGACUGGUAGAAGGGCUCAGAGGGCAGGGUCUGGAAACGGGUCUUGGAUGACUGACAAAGUGUCAGGGUGCAGGUCUCCUUACGCUUCUACACUCUUUGAGCUGGAACAGUGUCAUCCUGUCUCUCCGCCAGCCGGGGCCAGCACCUCAGCUGUCCUUGCGCAUGUUCUGGCCUGACUCAGAAUUAAGUGGCCAAGCCUCCAGGCACUUCAAGUGGAUGGAAUUGAUUGUCCCCUCCUCUCUGGCCCCCUGCCCACCCUCUGGUGGAGGUGCUGACUAGCAGGGACAUGGCACGGGACGGGGAGCUUGGGUGCCAGGUGCUUGGGGUCUGCUCUUGGCCCCACGGCCCCUUGGUCUGGCAUCCCUCUCUCAUGUUCCUGUUUUCUCAUUUCCCUUCCCUCCUCCAUGAUGGUGGAGUCUUGGCCUCCCCUCCCUGCGUGAGCAUUCUGAGGAGUGAGGUCUUUGGGCCUCUACUUGCCUUGCUGUCCCUGGGUGGCCGGAGAGCCAGGAGUGCACGCUUAUUGGUUUCGAAUGCACUUUCUGCUUGCAAUGCCUUGUCUGCAUUUCCUUCAUCCCAGGUCCUGCUUUAACGAACACCAUGUUUUUAGCAUGUUUUUAAAUAAAAACUGAUAAUGUGUCAAAAGCACA